GGCGCCCCCAGCCACCGCGCCGCCCGCCCGAGCGCUGGCUGCCGCCGCCAUCGCUCACUUGCUUCCCCUCGCUCAGGGGAAAGGUCAGCAGCGUCCUGGAGCCGCCGUGUCACUCCCCGACAGCCAUGAACUGCAGCGAGAGCCAGCGGCUGCGAACCCUCCUGAGCCGCCUGCUGCUCGAGCUGCACCACCGGGGCAACGCUAGCGGCCUGGGCGCCGGCCCCGACCCGAGCAUGGGCAUGGGGGUCGUGCCUGACCCCUUCGUGGGCCGCGAGGUGACCAGCGCCAAGGGCGACGACGCCUAUCUCUACAUCCUGCUCAUCAUGAUCUUCUACGCCUGCCUGGCCGGAGGCCUCAUCCUGGCCUACACCCGCUCCCGCAAGCUCGUCGAGGCCAAGGACGAGCCGUCCCAGGCCUGCACCGAGCACGAUUGGGCCCCGGGUGGCGCACCGGCCGCCACCGACGCCGAGACUGCCGCCGGCUCGCCGGCCGAGGGGCGCCGCCUCGCCCCCGGGGGGCUGCCCGCCCUCGCCCAGGGCACCGUGGGGGUCUAGAACCACUGCCCCAGCUUGCUCGCUGGCACCCGCCUCAUCUCGCUUGUCCCUGGGCACGGCGCCCGCCUUUUCCUUUCCUCCCCUUCCAGGCUUCGCCUCACCUGAGGCCCAGACAAUGAUGAGAGGCCAGGAGACCUUGUCUGGAAGGCCCUGGAAGAAGUACAACCCUACCCAUUCCCCGCCAGUUUCUCCCUCCUCUCCCCUCAUGCCUCCACCCCCACCCCGCACAUCCAACUGCACUAAACUGCCUCUGCUCUCUUGUCUGCAGACAGCCCUGACACCACGCUCCAGCACUCUGGGAACUGAAUCCAACACAUCCAACACUUGGCAUUGAACUGAAGCAAUGAAGUCUAUCAGAACUCGGGGUCGUCUAACCGGCAGCUGUUCCAGGGACUGCCAGGGACUGCUCACUCCGCAGAGCCAAUGGGCUUGCCAUCUCUGCCAGGCCGGCUGCAGCAGCUCCAGCUUCCGGGCACCUUAGGGACAGAGACAAAGAAAAUGAAGAGACCUCAGACAUCUCUUCCUUCCCUCCCUCUUUCAGAAGGGAACUAGCAGGAGACUAGGACCAGUCUGUGGGAUAGAACUGACUUAAUGGGGACUGGAGAGGGAGGGGGCUCAAAGAGGAGGGAAGACCUAUGACCCCUUCUGUAUGGUUUUCUUGCAUCCAGUUGUCAUCCCAAAGGUAACUUGCCUGAUUUUUAGUAGCUUUGCCAUCUUCUGCCAUGGGUAAACAUUGCUGGGUGCAUCACCCCAAUGCUUCCAAAUGCCUCUCCUGUACUGGUUCAGUUGUUAAGGCAGCUGUCUGCUUCAUUCAUGGAACAUGAGGCUCAGACUUCGCCUGCUCUGUAACCUGGGGAAUGUCAGAGGCAGGUAAUAAAGUUUGUUUAAACAA
Molecule: messenger RNA, 1446 nt
Organism: Ceratotherium simum simum (southern white rhinoceros)
Lineage: Eukaryota; Metazoa; Chordata; Mammalia; Perissodactyla; Rhinocerotidae
Gene: KCNE5
Product: potassium voltage-gated channel subfamily E regulatory subunit 5
Biological process (GO): membrane repolarization during action potential; ventricular cardiac muscle cell action potential; potassium ion export across plasma membrane
Cellular component (GO): membrane; voltage-gated potassium channel complex
Molecular function (GO): voltage-gated potassium channel activity involved in ventricular cardiac muscle cell action potential repolarization; transmembrane transporter binding; potassium channel regulator activity
Source: RefSeq, a predicted model, not a curated record